Dromaius novaehollandiae (emu) is the source of this 856-nucleotide messenger RNA. RefSeq names its product maestro heat-like repeat-containing protein family member 2B. Bases 317 to 856 code for a protein of 179 amino acids. The transcript has 8 exons. Gene Ontology annotation, cellular component: cytoplasm. NCBI's taxonomy places the organism in Eukaryota, Metazoa, Chordata, Aves, Casuariiformes, Dromaiidae. The record is from RefSeq and is a predicted model, not a curated record.
GGCCGCGCCGCCUCCGCACAGUCCCUGCCGGGCUCCCGCGCUGAACAGCCGCCGCUGAAGGCAGCCCCAGCACGGCAGGAACCAGCCCCUGCAAACCUCUCUGGAGCUCAUUGCAAGCGAGGCCUGGACCGUGGGCCUGAGCCAGGAGCUGAGCCGGCAGCUGGGCAGCUCUCCCCGCCUGUCCUGGGAGAAGCGGUUCCUGUACAAGGCUCUCGGCACGGCCCUGGCAGCUUGUGGGUGUCUCCACCACGUGCAGGAGCAGACCUUGGAGCACCUGAAAGCAGCCAACUUCCUGGAGCUGUGGCAGGCGCAGGGCAUGGUUUCAGUUGUGUCCCGCUGUGCCGAGAGCCACUUCCAGCUGGCCUUGUCCUUGGUGAAGGAGUUCACGGGGACUUUGAAACGCAAGAAGAGCAAGGCAAGAAGGACCCGCGCUACUCGCGCUGCGCUGCUGGUGAUGUACGGCCGGAUGGCGCUGCGCGCCCCCAGGGAGCAGCUGCUCGCCCGUGUCGAGAGAGACGUGGUGGCGAAUGUCCUGCAGCUCUACCGAGAGGGCUGCCAGGAUGCGCAGCUGAAGCUCUCCCUGGUGCAGAGCGUCACUGAGAUCAGCCUUGCCAUCCAGGCUGCAGGCGCCGGCCCCAGGUUUGAGCUCUGCUGCAAGCGGGAGCUGCUGCAGACCCUGCUGGAGGUGAUUCAGGAAGAGCCCCAGGAGUCCCCGGUGCACCCCCGGGCCCUCGUGGCCAUGCAGCAGUUGAGCAAGCUGAAGCCCCGUCUGAGCAGGGAGGAAAACCGCCACCUCCUGGCUCAGUGCUGCCAGGGCAUCGGCAGACGGCGGUGGCUGCUUCAUGCCCACCGGUAG